Gossypium arboreum is the source of this 378-nucleotide messenger RNA. RefSeq lists its product as uncharacterized. The record is from RefSeq and is a predicted model, not a curated record. Lineage: Eukaryota; Viridiplantae; Streptophyta; Magnoliopsida; Malvales; Malvaceae. The transcript has a single exon. The coding region runs from base 1 to 378 and encodes 125 amino acids.
AUGGUGGAGGGAACUCCUAUGGGAACUUAUGUUCUCAAGAUGAUAGGUUAUAUUGAAAGCCUUAAAAAACUUGGAUUCCCUCUAAGUAAGGAAAUGGCUACCGAUGUUAUCCUACAAUCAUUGACGUAUAGUUUUAGCCAAUUUUUCCUUAAUUUCAACAUGAAUGAAAUUAGUAAGACUUUUCCACAGUUACUCAACUUGUUGAGAAUUGCUAACAGUAACAUGAAAAGGGCUGGACCCAAGCCCAUUCUAAUGGUCUGCAAGGACAAGGGCAAAAGAAAGCUUAAUGUUUCGAAAAAGCCUAAGGACAAUGGCAAGGCCAAACCCAACAAAGGAAAGACUACAUUGAAACUGAAAGGAGGAAUUGAUAAGGAAUGA